GAGAGGCAAGGCAAAAUCUGGAGCACAACCCGAGCACGCAAGAACAGGGAGGAAGCAGGAGGCCGGGGAGGAAUCUCACGGGGGGGAGAUUUUCCGAUGGCGGAGGGGGCGAAGCCGGACGCGCAGCUGUUCCAGCUCCUCUCCGACCUUCUCCAGCAGGUGGAGUCUAUGAGCAACCAGGAAGAAGUAGAAUUGCGUGCUAAGAUUGAAGCACUAGGCCUUGAAGUCACUAAGGUACCAGAGCAAACACCUAAGCAACUUGACGAGUUAGAGAUUGCAGCAGAGCUGGACAAACUAUCAGCAAGGCUUGAUAAUGUUGACAAGAUGAUAUCUUCUGCCAUGGCCUCAGAUCCAGAGGUGAAAUCUCUUUUGAGUAGCACUGCUGAUAUCUGGAUGCCCGUCAUCACCGCCUCUGCCGACGAAAGGCGGGGAUUUGUAGGUACAAGUGGUGAAAGCAGCAAGGAAGAGCAGGAGAAGUCUGAACAAUAGCAGAUACAGCCUUCUCCUACAUGUACCUUUUCAGGAGAAUUUCAUCCCUACCAUGUAUCAAUUUUUUUGGACAAAAGGAAACAAUAAGCACACAUCCUGUCCAUGUACACUGAUUCAUGAGACGGUAAAUAAAUCUGUUGAGUGUCAAACCCUGUGGUGGCCAUUUUUGUAUACCAAUUAUUGGUUUUUUUAGGCUGUUAUUUUUCAGUUUCCAUUCUCAAACCUGCGGAUGUAAAGUGCAGAAGUAUGCAGCUAGGAACCACAACAUUUUUAUCUGGAAAUGCAUCAAGGUCGUACCACUAUCUGUAUGAUGAUGUUGAUUGGAGUC
Molecule: messenger RNA, 817 nt
Organism: Oryza brachyantha (malo sina)
Lineage: Eukaryota; Viridiplantae; Streptophyta; Magnoliopsida; Poales; Poaceae
Exons: 3
Coding region: 97-489 (130 amino acids)
Source: RefSeq, a predicted model, not a curated record